AUGCUAGAAAUACAUUUCCGUGUCGAAGGAUUCAUUCAUAUUCACGCUCUCAUCGACAACGCUAUCACCGACCUCCAGAACCCCAUCCGCGCCCACCGUCGACGCGAAAGACUCGAACAGCGACAAGAGCGCGCAGCCGCAGCAGCACGGCAGUCCUCCUCUUCGUCUUCGUCGGGACGAUCCCGCCGCGGCGCAAAUCAAGCAGCGGAUCUUGCGAUUGGAAGGCAGCGGGAGUCGUCGCGGUGGUCGGAGUCGUCGGAGUCGUCGUCUGCGGCUUCUCGAGGAGGGGAAGAUGGGGGUGAUGGGGGUGAUGAUAGUGAUGAUAGUGAUGAUAGUGAUGAUAGUGAUGAUAGUGAUAAGGGAAAAGGAUGGGAUCAGCACCAGCACCAGCAGCAGCAGCGCCAAAGUGGUCGGGCGGAUGGCUCGCCGCGAGGGAGGCUUCGCGGAAGGAGACGACGGGAUAGGACGCCGUUAAGAGAAAGCUCGGUUUGGAUCUGGGGGGUCGCGGCGGCGGUGAUGGCGGUGGUGGGUUUGAAGGCGGCGGUGAUGGUAGGGAGGAUGUUAGGGACGGGGAUGGAGAUAGGGGACGAGGGGGUUGAUGAUGGAGGUAAUGGAGGACGAGGACGAGGAUGGGAUAGGAAGAUGGAUGAUCCCAACUCGAACCCUCUCACGUCUCGGCCAUAUGCAAACCAACACCCGUUUGCAAGCCAAUAUCGUCCUCAUCCUUUCUGCGCCGACUUUCUCCCGCCGUCUUAUUCCUCGUCCUUAUCCUCGUCCUCUUCCUCUUCCACAACAACAACAACAGCAGAAUACAUCCAAUCCCUCCAACAAAAACUCAAUACGCAAUUCAAUCUCAAUCUCACGUAUAAGAAUCUGAUUCCCUUCUUGGCAUCGGCAUCGACACCACCAUCAACAUCACCAUUCCUCCUUCUCACACUUAUCGACCUACUGCAAAACACUACAGCGGGAUUCGACGCUUGGAUCGAUACCCGUCUGCAGGAUCACUUGAGUCGCAGUCACAAAGGCACAAGCACAAGCGAGAGAGGAACAGCAGCAGCAGCAGAUCCUCACAACCUGCACAUCUGGCGCGACUUUCCUUUCUUGCCUUUCGUGCCGGCAUCUUCUCCUUCCUCUUACCCCUUUAACCCCCCUUCCACCCCCUCUCUUUCCCAAACCCAACAAACCCAAGCCCUCUCAGCCUUCCAAUCCACCCUCGCCCAAACCUUCCGCGCCAUCGAGCACGCGCAUGGGAAAUCCGCGCGGCAUAUUGAUGCGCAUUUCUCGGCUUUUCAAGCUCGCGUAGCUGCUGAGCGGGAGUGGGUACGGGAGAGGAUUGGGUUGUUAGGAGGGGAGGGGGAAGGGUGGAAGAAAGGGGAGGAGGCGUUGAGGGGGUUUUAUGAAGAGAAGUGGAAGAAGGAGGAGGGAGGGGAUGGGCAUGGGCAUGGGCACAGUGGUGAUGAUGGUAAGAGUGAAAGAAAGAUUGGGACAAAAGAAGAAGAAGGAAGGGAGGAUCUCAAUCUCAAUCUCAAUCUUAAUCCCGACAUCGAUCUUAAUAUCGACAUCGACAUCGACUCCUUUCUCACUUGGAAAGCUAGUAAGAAACUUGCUGCUGCUGCUGCUUCUGCUUCUGCUUCUUCCGGCUCUCGCUCUCAAUCUCUCGGCUCCAGCUCCACCUCUCGAUUCUUUGGGUUUGGGUCCGGCUUUGGUUUCGGUUCCGGCGAUGUAGAUGGUAAAGGUGGACGAAGAGAGGGACGAGGACAAGCACAAGGCCAAAAACGACGGGGUGAGAGUAAGGAUGGUGAAAGGGAUGAAGGCAAAGCAGCAGCAGACGCCGAAAAGAAACUCACUAAGCAGCUGCUCGUUCGGGGCUUGCUGCUGGCUGGGUGGAGGGAGGUGGAUGAUAGGGUUGAGGAUGGGGGUUGGGAUGAGGAUGGGAGACAGAGUAGUGGUGAUUAUAUUGAUAUUGACAUUCUCGGCUGGACGGGCCCGAGGCUAGCUGCUUGGCGAGGGGUUGAAGAGGGGUUGCGGGAGGCUUUUGUAAUGGUUAAUGGUCAAGGUUACCGAGGGCCAGUUCACUACGUGGAUUAG
This is a messenger RNA of Drepanopeziza brunnea f. sp. 'multigermtubi' MB_m1, 2088 nucleotides long. The record is from RefSeq and is a predicted model, not a curated record. Lineage: Eukaryota; Fungi; Ascomycota; Leotiomycetes; Helotiales; Drepanopezizaceae.